GUGGGAGACCUGGCAACAUUAACAAGGAGGGGAGAGAGAGGACGACGGAGGGGGGAUGGGCGAGGUGGCGACCGUACACCUCGACACCAACCUAACCUCGUCUUCUUCCGUCCGAUUCCUCGGCCUCUUGGAGCAGCCCGAUGCCGACCCCUACCCUAACCUCGAGUUCGAUGAGAGCGACGUCGUCUGGUCCUCCUCCUUCUCCUCCGCCUCCGACCUCUCCUCCCCCGCUGCCGCCGGCUCCCCUUCCUACUCGCCGUCCGAAAGCUACCGCCACCGACGGAGCGAGACCCGGCCCUUCGUGCCGGAAAGGUCCGGCCUUUCGGCGGCGCUAGCGGAGGACAGGCUGCCCCUGGUGCGGCAAAGGCGGCCGGUGGCGGCGGCGGCUGCGGCGGCUCGUGGGGCCGUGCCGGUUCCGGUGUCGGCUGGGAGGGCAGGGGCAGAGGAGGCCGGGGGAGGGAUGGGGAUGGGGAAGGGGUUCCACCGGUCGGCACCGGUGAACGUGCCGGCGUGGCCGACUUGGAGAAGGGGAAGGAAGGUGGAGGCGGAGAACGGAGAAGAGGAAAGAUUGGAGGAGGAGGAGGAGGAGGAGAUGGUGCCGCCGCACGUGAUCGUGGCGAGGUCGCACGUGAUGACGUUCUCGGUGUUCGAGGGCGUAGGGCGGACCCUCAAAGGGAGGGAUCUCCGGCGGGUGCGGAACGCUGUCUUACAGAAGACGGGCUUCCUCUGAGGACCCAUAUGUUCUCUCUCCUCCCCUCUCCCUCCUGUACUCACACUCUCUCUCUCUUCUUUUUUUUUUUUCUUUUUUUUUUUUUGCCUUCUUUCCUUCUGAUCGGUGUGGGCUUUGUUAUUAUUGUAUUCUCAAAUGUCUUGUUCUUUUGGUAGAUCGGAAUGAAGCAAGAUUUCUACUUUGCUAUGUAAUCAUGGUUUAGUUUUAUUAUCAAUUGGAUGUUGUAUGUAAUCAUGGUUUAGUUUUAUUAUCAAUUGGAUGUUGUAUGUAAUCAUGGUUUAGUUU
Messenger RNA from Phoenix dactylifera (date palm), 1015 nucleotides. RefSeq lists its product as uncharacterized. The record is from RefSeq and is a predicted model, not a curated record. NCBI's taxonomy places the organism in Eukaryota, Viridiplantae, Streptophyta, Magnoliopsida, Arecales, Arecaceae.